Messenger RNA from Cebus imitator (Panamanian white-faced capuchin), 2788 nucleotides. It is a transcript of the gene SP110, whose product is annotated as SP110 nuclear body protein. Gene Ontology annotation, biological process: regulation of transcription by RNA polymerase II. Bases 134 to 2356 code for a protein of 740 amino acids. Gene Ontology annotation, molecular function: protein binding; DNA binding; DNA-binding transcription factor activity, RNA polymerase II-specific. Lineage: Eukaryota; Metazoa; Chordata; Mammalia; Primates; Cebidae. The record is from RefSeq and is a predicted model, not a curated record. The transcript has 20 exons. Gene Ontology annotation, cellular component: nucleus.
CGUGUAUCAAAGCACAGACUUCCUGUUUUGCCUGCUGGCAUCUCCCUGUAAAUAUCCCAGUCUUACAGGAGUGAUCCCUGUCCCAGCCCCUGGAACCUGGAAAAGGGCAGGGACAACAAGCCCAGCGUCCAGGAUGUUCACCAUGACAAGAGCCAUGGAAGAGGCUCUGUUUCAGCACUUCAUGUACCAGAAGCUGAGGAUCGCCUAUGCCAUACACAAGCCAUUUCCCUUCUUUGAGGGCCUCCUAGACAACUCCUUCAUCACUCAGAGAAUGUACACGGAAUCUCUGGAAGCCUGUAGAAAUUUGGUCCCUGUAUCCAAAGUGGUGCACAACAUUCUCACCCAACUGGAGAGGACUUUUAACCUGUCUCUUCUGGUGACAUUGUUCAGUCAAAUUAACCUGCAUGAAUAUCCCAAUCUGGUGACGAUUUACAGAAGCUUCAAACGUGUUGGUGAACAGCAGAGCAGAGCUUCUUGUGAACAGCAGAGCAGAGACACACCAAUCCUACUUGAAGCCCCAACUGGCCUAGCAGGAGGAAGCUCACUGCGUACCCUGCUGCCGCUGCCCCCACCACAACCCCCUCAACCAAGCUGUUCAUCCUGUGCACCAAGAGUCAGUGAGCCUGGAACAUCCUCACAGCAAAGCGAUGAGAUCCCGAGUGAAUCACCCAGCCCAUCUGACCCUACCCUGCCUCUUCCUGGACUCAUCCAGGAAGGAAGGAACACUCCAGUGACCAAUGACAAGUUAACACCCAAAAUGAAUGAGGAAGAAGACUCAAAAGAGAUGCCCAGCCUCCUCGCUAGCACUGUACAAGUGACCAGUGACAACCUGAUCCCCCAAGUAAAAGAUAAAGAAGGCCUUCAAGAGAUGCCCCACUCUCCCUUGGGCCCUAUGCUAGAGAUAAGAGAUGAUGGUCUAGAACCAAAUGACCCAGAAGAGCCCCAGGAGGUAUCCAGCACGCCUUCAAGCAAGAAAGGAAAGAAAAGUAAAAGAUGUAUCUGGUCAACUCCAAAAAAGAGACAUAAGAAGAAAAGCCUUCCAAGAGGGACAGCCUCACCUAGACAUGGAAUCGAAAAGAAGCUCGAAGUGGUGGAUCGGGUUCCUCAAAAGAAAGAUGACUCAACUUGGAAGUCCACGGUAAUGACAAGGGCCCAGAAGGCGAGAACUCAGCGUGCCCGAAAGUCUAGAUCAGAAGAGAUCAGUGAUGACACUUCAAAAAUGAAUGAAGGAAAGAGGAACCAAGAGACGCCUAGCACACCAUCAAGGGUCAAGCAAGAAAAGAGGAGAAAAGAACAUGGCCUGUCAAGUUCAAAAAGAAAACAGAAAAAAAAACUCCCAAGAGGGGCAACCUCACCUGGGCAUGACAUCCAAGAGAAGCUCCAAGUGGUGGAUAAGGUGACUCAAAGGAAAGAUGGCUCAGCCUGGAACUCAAAGGUCAUGACGAGGGUCCAAAAGGCCAGAAAGGAAUGUACCCAAAAGUCCAGAUCGGAAGAAAAGAAAAGGGAAAAAGAUAUCUGUUCAAGUUCAAAAAGGAGACUUCAGAAAAACAUUCACCGAAGAAAAAAACCCAAAAGUGACACUGUGGAUUUUCACUGGUCUGAGCUCUUUGUGACCUGUGGUGAGGCAAAAGGGAUUUUAUAUAAGGAGAAAAUGAAACACGGAUCCUCAACGAAGUGCAUUCAGAAUGAGAAGGGAGCUUGGCUCACACCAAAAGAAUUUGAAAUUGAAGGAAAAGGAAGAGACACAAAGAACUGGAAACGGAGUAUAUGUUACGGAGGAAAGCCCCUGUUAGAGCUGCUGAAGUGGAAAAAGUCGGAUGAAUGCGAGGUGUGCUGUAAAGAGGGACAACUUCUCUGCUGCGGUACUUGUCCACGAGCCUUCCAUGAGGACUGUCACAUCCCCCCUGUGGAAGCCAAGAGGACCCCCUGGAGCUGCACCUUCUGCAGGAUGAAGAGGUCUUCUGGAAGCCAGCAGGGCCAUCAUGUAUCUAAGAUCCUGGAGAGGCAGAUGCAGCCUCCAGAACAGUUGAAAUGUGAGUUCCUCCUUUUGAAGGCCUACUGUCAUCCACAAAGCUCCUUUUUUACUGCCAUCCCACUUAAUAUUCGAGAUUAUGGUGAGCCCUUUCAGGAAGCGAUGUGGUUGGACCUGGUUAAGGAAAGGCUGAUUACGGAAAUGUACACGGUGGCAUGGUUUGUGCGAGACAUGCGCCUGAUCUUUCACAACCAUAAAACAUUCUACAAGGCUUCUGCCUUUGGCCAGGUAGGGCUUGACUUAGAGGCAGAAUUUGAAAAAGAUCUCAAAGAUGUAUUCGGUUUUCAUGAAGCCAAUGACAGCAGUUUCCGGACUCCUCCUUGAACCUGUUCCGGAAAGGCUGAAGCAUCUCAACCUCAGGAUCCAGCUGAUGAGGCCCUGGCCUGGACUGUUGAUCACCAGUGAGCCUGGGAUGUAACUGGCUGCCCUCAGGACCCAAACCCAGACCCUUCAAAGGAUUAUCACACCCUCCACCACCUUUAUUCUUUCUCUUUGCCUUUGAAAGGCUAUAUCUACACUUAAAAAGAAAUUAGUACUUCCUUAACACCAUCAGAUACCCCAUCAGAGUUCAUAUUCUCCCCACUGUCUCAUAAGUCUUUUUAGACUUGAUUUGUUCAAAUCAGGAUCUAAACAAGCUUCACACAUUGCAUUUGGCUCACCUGUCCCUAUGUCUUAUUUUAAGCUAUAAAUUGCCAUGUAUUUAUUGAAGAACUCAGGGUUUUUGUCCUAUUAAAUUUUUAGAGUCUUCUGGUUGCA